AUGGCGCCCGAGACGUCGACGCAGACCGACACCCGAGGCGAGGCCGUGUCGCCCGUCACGAGCACGGCGACGUCUGCACCGCCGUUGCCACACCACGAGCAGCACCAGCACCAGCACCAGCAGCCGCCCGUCCAGGAGCACUUUGCCCCCGCGAUGCCGUCCACGGCGCAUCACGUCGACCACCGCGGCAGUGCCGCCAUCCCCCAGCAGCCACACCAGCCGUACGUGCUGUACCCGGCGUCGUAUGGCGAGCACUACGUGCCCUACGAGCAGAGCCGGCAGGCGGACAUGCUGCGCCAGGGGCACGCCCAGGGAGCCCAGGUCGUGGCCCCGCGCAUCAUCGUCCCCGAGACCAAGUCGUGGCGCAUGACCAAGGAUGUCCUGCACGUCCUCGCCAUGGUUAUGAGCAUCGCGGGCAUCGGCAUUGGUAUCUCAUUAGCCAGCAACAGCUACUCUGGCCUGAUGGGCACCCUCGUUAGCGUCCCGAUUUUUGGCGUUGCCCUUAUUUGGAGUCUCGCCGAGAUGAUUACCCGCGCGACGACCCAUUGGGGCCCCGGAAUACACCCCGGCGCGCACGUGGGCAUGUGUCUCAUCUUGUGGAUCGCGGCCGUCAUUGCUGGCGGCUGCUGCGCGACGGUCGUGGCAAUUGCCGAUGACGACUGCGAAAGCACGUACCGCUCCUCUCGGUACUACGACGACAACUGCUUCUACGGCCGAACUCGCGGGCGGUUCCUCGGGCUCGCGAUCCUGCUCAUCGGGCUCUUCGUGGCCGAGUUCAUCCUCUUCGUCGGCGGCUGCAUCGACACGAACAAGCGCAACAAGGCUCGCUCCAACGCCCCCGUCAUGAUUGUCGCCCAGCCCGGCAUGUACCCGCACGCCAUGAUGCAGCAGCAGCCGCAGCAGCAACAGCCUCAGCAGCCCAUGACCCAGCAGUACUUUGCGCCCCAGCACGCGUACCACCCGCAGCAGUUCAGCGCCAUGCCGCCUCACGCGCAGGCGCCGGCACACGCCCGUGCCAUGCCCGAGGGCUCGGAACGCACGAGGGAGAAGCAGCCCGAGGGAACACAGCCGGCCAUUACCGAGUUUUAUUCGCCGGCCGGGCCUGGCCACGCGGUGUAA
This is a messenger RNA of Purpureocillium lilacinum, 1119 nucleotides long. RefSeq lists its product as uncharacterized. The record is from RefSeq and is a predicted model, not a curated record. NCBI's taxonomy places the organism in Eukaryota, Fungi, Ascomycota, Sordariomycetes, Hypocreales, Ophiocordycipitaceae.